AUGGGAAAGCUCUGAUUAAUAAGACACGCUCAAACAUUUUACAAUAAGGCUCAGUACCAGUGGGAAGAAGAGGGCAAAUCUAUGGACAAUGCACCUUUAAGAUGAGAUCCUGACUUAUGUGAUGCGGAAUUAUCUGAAGUUGGGAUUCAACAAUGUUUGAGUGCCAGAGACUUAGUGCACACUCUUGACGUACACAAAGUAUUUGUUUCUCCUUUAAAAAGAGCUUUGCAAACUUGCGAGAUUUUAUUCAAGGACCAUCCUAAUCUUCCUCAAAAAAUAGUUCAUCCGAUUUUGCAUGAAAUCAUAAACAAUGGCCACGAUAUAUCUUCUUACAGAGGAGCUCCCUUCCCAGAAUACUCUCAUUAUGACUGGUCCUUAGUUCCAAAUGAAGUUUUAGCUCCUUACAUACUCAAAAAUCGCUAUACAGAACAAUUAGUUGGAUUAUCCUAUGAUGAUGCCAAAUCUAGAUUACUAGAAAUUAUGAGGGAAAUAAACCCCCAUCAGGUUGAAAGCUGUGAUGAGCUGUACGACAGAGCCCAAAGAAGUAAAGAAAUUUGAAGAAAAGAACUGGAAGAAGGAAACGUUGCUUUGGUUUCACAUUCAACUUUCUUUAAUUAUUUCCCUGCAGAAAGAUUGGAAAGCGGAGAGUAUAGAGGAUGCAAAUGGCUGCAAAAUUGUGAAGUUUAUGAGUAUAAUUUGAAUUAA
This is a messenger RNA of Blepharisma stoltei, 705 nucleotides long. The record is from the annotation of a GenBank genome assembly. Lineage: Eukaryota; Ciliophora; Heterotrichea; Heterotrichida; Blepharismidae.